This is a messenger RNA of Sturnus vulgaris (Common starling), 2710 nucleotides long. It is a transcript of the gene C2CD2L, whose product is annotated as C2CD2 like. Lineage: Eukaryota; Metazoa; Chordata; Aves; Passeriformes; Sturnidae. Gene Ontology annotation, cellular component: cytoplasmic side of apical plasma membrane. Gene Ontology annotation, molecular function: phosphatidylinositol transfer activity; phosphatidylinositol binding. Gene Ontology annotation, biological process: positive regulation of insulin secretion involved in cellular response to glucose stimulus. The record is from RefSeq and is a predicted model, not a curated record.
AUGGGGCCGGACCUGGGCUGGGCCGCGCUGGUGCUGCUCUUCGCCGCCUCGCUGCUCACCGUGGCGGCCUGGCUGCUUCAGUACUGGCGGUCCACGGCCCUGCGAGCGCUACGGCGUCGCGGAGCGGCGGCGGAGGAGGCUGGGGCCCGAGCGCUGCUCGCGGCGCUUCUCGCCCUCAGGUCCCUACGGGAGCAGUGGCAGAGAGCUUGGGUGCGAGCUCUCAACAACCAGGCGCGCCGGCACGGGAGUUCAGUCCAGAUCACGUUUGAAGAGGGUCCUCAGUUACCACAAGCUGCAAAUAUAAGUUGUGUGACAUGCAAGGGACAGUCAGACCAUAGCAUGGUGCUAUGCUGCCAUCUGUCAGCUGAAGCUGUGAAAUUCCCUGUCUCUGUUACUCAGCAGUCCCCAGUUGCUGUUUCUGUGGACACCUAUCAUGUCACUUUGGCUGUGCUGCAGGCUCAGAUGGAGAUCCACUUGGAGGAGAUACAGAAUGAGGGUCUCCUGGUGUCAUGGACAUUCAAAGACAGACCAAACUUGGACUUUUUGGUUCUUCCACGACUUGAGCUUCCUGAGGAUGAAGGGAGAGCGGAUCUGUCCACUAUAAAGGAUCUGAUCGAGGAUACCGUUGUCAGCACGAAGCCAGCCAUGAUGGUGAAUUUGAUGGCCUGCACUGCUGAAGCCAGUGUGGUACCCAGCAAUAAGUUGACUCGAGAGUCCCCGUCUGGAGUAGCAGCAGCCCCUCUGGGUUCUAAGCUGUUGCUCCGGAAUCUUCGAGUGAUGAACUUGGGAUGCCAGGGGAAUGGAGGAGUUGGGGAUAUAUGCUGCAUGGCAGAGCUAGACAGUCCCCUGCAGCAGAAGUGGACAAGGCCGAUGACAGGUAGCAGUGUCAGUGCUGCAGGAGAAGUGGAGUGGAAUGAUGAGUUCUUUCUGGAGUUGGGACCUAGAAGCAAAGAGCUGAAACUACAGGUGCUGGGGAACAGCGAUGGAGGGGGAAAUGUGCUGCUGGCAUAUGCCACACUUUUGAUAGAUUCUUUGGGCAAACAGCCAUCUGGGAGACAGGUCUGCUCACUGGCCCCUGGAGCUGGACAGUCACUGACAGCUGAAGCUACCAUUACAUUGGAGCUGCUGUUCCAGGAGCCUCCUGCGUCUUUGAAUGCUCCACACGCCACAUCUCCGCGAACCAGCAUUACCCCCACUAAGAAAGUGGAGAUGGACCGGACCAUCAUGCCCGAUGGCACCAUCGUGACUACUGUCACCACAAUUCAGUCCCGGCCCAAGGCAGACUGCAAACUGGAUUCACCAUCGAGGUCGCCUUCCAAAGUGGAAGUGACUGAAAAGAAGACAACAGUGCUCUUGGAGACUGGCUGUCCUCACAGCCACUUGCCCAGCAGUAGCCGGGAUAGCCAUAUGCCUAAUGGCUUGGAUCCAGUGGCCGAGACAGCAAUCAGGCAGCUAACUGAGAUGAAUACCAAGACCACCAAGAAGACGCCAACAAAACGGAGUACACUGAUCAUCUCAGGAGUGUCCAAGGUACCUAUUGCUCAAGAUGAAAUGGCACUUUCUCUGGGUUAUGCCGCAUCUCUGGAGGCCACAGCAUAUGGGGACUCUGAGGCAGAGGGCACAGCUGGCCAGAUGCACGAUUUUACCGAAUUGUCGAGGCCACUGGAAGCAUCACCAUUGGGACAAAGGGACAGUCAGGAGUUGGAUGAGACAACGCGAUCAGACAUUUCUGAAAGACCAUCUAUGGAAGAUGUUGAGUCUGAAACUGGCUCCAUGGGAGCCCUUGAGACGAGGAGCUUGAAAGAUCACAAAGUUAGCUUUCUUCGGAGUGGUACCAAGCUCAUCUUCCGGAGGAGGAGCAAGCAGAAGGAAGUGGGCCUGAGCCAGUCACACGAUGACUUGUCCAAUGUCACUGCCAACUCCACCACCAGAAAGAAAACUGGUAGCUUCUCUCGCCGCCUCAUCAAACGCUUCUCCUUCAAGUCUAAAUCCAAACCCAAAGGUAGUGACAACACAUCGGUUUGUGAGAACUGAAGGAGAGAGAAGCCCAUUGGAAAGAUUUCUCAGAGAUCGUUUUCUAGUCUCUUGUCUUCCCACUCCAUGGUAUCUGUGACUUGCAGUCCAGUUCUUUUCAACCCUGGCUGAGGGAAGACACCCCAGUGCUUUACACCAUUUUGGGAGCGGAGGUGGCAAACACAGGACUUAGGCUGUUUGGCUGCCUUGGCUUAGCCUUCUCUGCUUGUUGCACCCCACUGUGCUCUCCCAUAAAAUCCAGGUGGCAUGCUAAUCUCCCUGGGGUUCCCUGGAACUGCAGAAUUGACUUGGUGUGUGUAGACGUCUGGCAUCAUCAGGUGCCUCAUGGAAACAGGGGCCAAGUCUCUCCAGAGUUAAAAUCAAGAAGCUACUGGGUUAGCUGCAGUCCUGAGAAGUGUGGCAUGUAGCCUCACUCAGCUCUUCUAGUGACAGAGAAUGAUGCAGCCACUGAUGAUUGAUCUAAACACUAUUAUUGCUUGUGCUUGGUGCAGAGGCUGUAACCUGAGGUGUGCUGCAGGGUGAUGUGUUCCUGGGCUGUGAGCUGUCAGAGGACAGCUGUCAGAGUUUCAGUCCUCCAUCUGUCUCUGCCAUUGGAACAGUCUCCUUCAGACAGCACUGAGGAACCCCUGUUUUCCGUGCUGUGUUGGUGAAGGAAGAAGUCUCUAAGAAGAAGGAA